Messenger RNA from Patella vulgata (common limpet), 5922 nucleotides. RefSeq names its product E3 ubiquitin-protein ligase MARCHF8. The coding region runs from base 310 to 1068 and encodes 252 amino acids. Gene Ontology annotation, molecular function: MHC protein binding; ubiquitin protein ligase activity; zinc ion binding. NCBI's taxonomy places the organism in Eukaryota, Metazoa, Mollusca, Gastropoda, Patellidae. Gene Ontology annotation, cellular component: lysosome; late endosome membrane; cytoplasm. Gene Ontology annotation, biological process: immune response; protein polyubiquitination; antigen processing and presentation of peptide antigen via MHC class II. The transcript is spliced from 4 exons. The record is from RefSeq and is a predicted model, not a curated record.
UUCUCCGAUAGAGGGCAGCAGCGAGAAAGUACCUGGCUGAAUAAAGAAAAGUCAGAUUAUUAUGCUGAAAUAUACAGUGUGUUGUGUUUAAUCCUAGUGUGCAGUGUUCGCCUCACACUGUUGGCUCUUGUCCAAACAACAGUAUAUAGAAGUAAAAAUGCUCAAGCGUAUCAUGACUAAGGAUAGCUAAAUGUUUAUUUUGGAUGAUAGCUUUCUGGUUAGCAGACCCGAUUUUAAAAGAAUGAAAUAAAAAGCAUGUCGUUAAACCACUUUGAGGAAAUAAUAUAUUUAUCAACCAACGCUUAAAGAAUGCCAACACAACAAAUAGCCGUUCGUCCAUUGCAAAGCAUUACCAAAGAGAGAAAAGACAAGCCUAGCCCUAUGAAGGGUAAAGAAAACACCAAUGAAACCUUACAUCCUGAUGAUCUUCAAUCAAAAGAACAGUUUGAAUCACAGAUGUCCACAUUAUCUAACAAUGCAGAUAUUUGUCGGAUCUGUCAUUGUGAGUCUGAGUCAAAUAAUCAACUAAUAUCACCAUGUCUGUGUUCUGGCAGCUUGAAAUACAUUCACUCAGCUUGCCUCCAGAAAUGGAUAAAAAGUUCAGAAAAAAGAAAUUGUGAAUUAUGUAAAUUUGAGUAUAUGAUGACAACUCAAACAAAACCGUUUGGACAGUGGGAGAAAUUAGAGAUGUCAUCAGCUGAAAGAAGAAAGAUUAUUUGUUCAGUCACAUUUCAUAUUAUAGCUAUAACAUGUGUGAUAUGGUCAUUGUAUGUUCUUAUAGACAGAACCACAGAAGAGGUAUCAAGUGGUAAUUUAGACUGGCCUUUCUGGACGAAACUAAUUGUUGUGGCUAUAGGUUUCACAGGAGGAUUAGUGUUUAUGUAUGUCCAGUGUAAAAUGUACUUUCAACUGUGUUUAAGAUGGAGAGGUUAUAAUAAAGUGAUUAAGAUAGAGAAUGCACCUGAAGAUGAGACUAUAAGAGCAGAAGCAGCAGCUAAGAUUAAAGCUCAAGCUAAUGAUGGUGGUAAUACUAACAGUGUUGCUUUAGAUGAUAUUGACUCAUUUUGAUGGUUCAGUUUUAUGAAAUAUAUAUAUAGGGUCGUAGUUCCCCUUUAUUUAAAUCAAUUGGACAUAGUUUGGCUCAAAAUUAAAAUUAUUUUGGCAAUUUUCAACUUAAAAUGUGAUAUUCUUAAAGAAAAACAUGAUACAAUAUAUUUUUUAUGAUAGAUAAUUUAAAAAACACUUCUGGGUGUGUAUAAAAUAUAGACUGAAUUUUUAUACGCCCACAUUGAAAUGUGGUCAUAUAUUGUCGUCGCCCCCUUCCGUCCGUCCGUCCGGCCGGCGUCCACAAUUGCUUGUGGACGCUCUAGAGGCUAAAAUUAAUAUCCGAUUGACUUUCAAUUUAUAUAUAGUGUUUAAGGCCAUGAGACGAAGAAGCCUAUUGAUUUUCAGCGAUUUCCGAUAAUUACUGCCAGAGUUAUGGCCCUUGAUCACUUCAAAAAAUCUUGUGGACGCUCUAGAGGCCAAAGUUAAUAUCUGAUUGACUUUAAAUUUAUACACAGUGUUUAAGGUCAUGAGACGAAGAAGCAUAUUGAUUUUCAGCGAUUUCCGAUAAUUACUGCCAGAGUUAUGGCCCUUGAUCACUUCAAAAAAUCUUGUGGACGCUCUACAGGCCAAAGUUAAUAUCCGAUUGACUUUAAAUUAAUACACAGUGUUUAAGGUCAUGAGACGAAGAAGCCUAUUGAUUUUCAGCGAUUUCCGAUAAUUACUGCCAGAGUUAUGGCCCUUGAUCACUUCAAAAAAUCUUGAGGACGCUCUAGAGGCCAAAGUUAAUAUCCAAUUGACUUUAAAUUUAUACACAGUGUUUAAGGCCAUGAGACGAAGAAGCCUAUUGAUAUUCAGCGAUUUCCGAUAAUAACUGCCAGAGUUAUGGCCCUUGAUCACUUCAAAAAAUCUUGUGGACGCUCUAGAGGGUAAAGUUUAUAUCGGAUUGACUUUAAAUUUAUACACAGUGUUUAAGGUCAUGAGACGAAUAAUUACUGCCAGAGUUAUGGCCCUUGAUCACUUUAAAAAACCUUGUGGAUGCUCUAAAGUCUAAAGUUAAUCUCAUUGACUUUAAAUUUAUACACAGUGUUUGAGGUCACGAGGCGAAGAAUCCUAUUUAUUUUCAAAGAUUUCUGAUAACUACUGGCAAAGGUAUGGCCCUUGAUCACUUUGAAAAAUCUUGUGGACACCCUAGAGGCCAAAGUUAAUAUAUGAUUGACUUCAGAUUGAUACACAGAGUUUAAGAUCUUGAGGCGAACAAGUAUAUUGAUUUUCAAUGAAUUUUUAUGACUUGGAACAGCUAAAUCCAUGAUAUAGUAUUAAAAGUUUUGUAUACUAAACGUUAGCAUGGGGCAUAACUUUAUAAAAACCAAACAAAUUCUAAUGGUUUCUUGAGUUGUUGCUCUUAAUCAGAUUUUAGUGUAUUAUAAAUGUUUCAUUACCGAAAAAAGUAAAAAUAUGCGACAACUCUUGUUGACUGCCCGGACGAUUUAGCUGCUGUGGGCGUAUGUUUCGUUGCCUGGCAACCUAUCUUUAUCAAAAACAUAAUAGUGCUAAUAAGGACCUUGAGGAAAUAGUGGUUCUAUAUAUGUAUGAUUUAUAGAGGACCUUAAUUUAAAGGAAUUAAUGGUUGUGUAUAUAUGGUUGUAUAAGAGAGAUAGGUCAGAUGAAACAUUUCAUUUUACUUAUGUAACAUAAACCUAUUAACUUUAUUGAAGUGUGUAAUCCUAUUAAACAAUACCGAAAGCUUUUUAACCUUUGAUUCUUACAGUUUGCAUUACUUGUAUUGGAGUCGAUGUAAAUGUACAAGUGUAUGGGAUUUGUCUCCCUUGUACAUCAGGAAUAUCUUCUUUAUUUAAGUCACAAAUGUAAAUCUGUAAAGAAUAUGGUCCACUAGUUUCUAUAUUUCGACUAUAUAGCGGUACUCAAAUCAACUUUUAAAAACUAUUUAGGGUUCCAAGCAUUAUCUUUAAUGAAAGAAAGACUCUAGACAUUUCAAUAUGGCAUCCUUCAGAUUAUGCAUGGCCAUAAUAUAAGUGAAUUGAAUCAGAUUUUAUGUAUGGAGAUAAUUAUUGAGCAAUUCAGUGGAUAGUGAUGUCCCUAACUCUUUGUUUAAUUGCAGAAUGCACUUGGAUAUGAAAUUAGAAGUUUGUGAUUAGUUGAUUGAGUAACUGUGAUCUUUAUCUUUAUCAUUGAAUUUUAUUUACACCUUUAUUGUCAGAUAGUGGCAUCUAGAGACAAGUAUGAUUCAAAUGAACAUGCUCAAUUUUAUAUUUUUAAAUCUAUAUAGCAUUUAUAUAAAAUAUAGCAUUAAUUCUACAAAGUUAUUCUUUUGUAUAUAUAUACAUUUAAUAUGCAUGUGGUGAACAAAUGUAAUCAAGACAUGCAACACAUAGAGCCUGUAAGAAUAAUUUUGUGUAUUUAGUUAUAUCUACUGUACUAAUAUUUGAAGUUCAUUGGGCCUUUAUGUUUUUUUAAAAUUACAUGAAUAUGUCUGAUAUGAUUAUAAAGAUGUAUUUACUACUUAAAGUAGAUAGUAGGAAAGUUUGUUGUUUUUCAUUGUAAAUAUAUAUAUGAAUUUAUAAAUACAGAUAUUUAUUUAAGGGUCCUAUUGUAAAUUAAGAAUCUUUAUUGUAAUUUUAGACUUGAAUGCAUUUUUGCUAUAUUUACAGUAGGCCUUUAAUGUUUCGAUGUAAUUUCAAAAUCAUACAUGAAAGGCCUUUAAUGUUUCAAUGUAAUUUCAAAAUCAUAUAUUAACUCAUCUUCAAUAUAAGGCUUGAUCUUGCUUUAACACCGUACAUCUUAUCAAGGUGAUCACAUAAUACCCUGCAUAUUUCGGAACUAAAUUCGAUUGGGUAUUCACCCAGCUUUCCAGAUAAAAUGUCUACUUGUGAUAAUUAGUUGCAGAGUUUCCAUGUCAAGGUUUCCAUGGAAGUCACUAUAGUUGAUUUGAAUGUCUUAGUGUCACAAUUUCUGAUUGAACUCUACUGUUUACAUGUCUGCAGUAAAGUGAGAAACCGUAGCUACAAGUUUGGGAAUUGCAAAGUAAUCUAGCAACGUCAAGAUGUUGUAAAACUUGCAGCAUUUGCUUCAGGAACGUGAUAUUAACUGUAAUGCACACAUGAAAUACAUCUAGAAUAAGCUAUAUUUUAAAUACUGCAAUUUGUGUUAUAUUAAAGGAGUAGAUUAAUCCAAACUGCAGGGGUUUGGGGAAAUAUUUUAACUUGUAUGUACCGGUAUACUUGAUAAGGAAGUGAGAUCUGGGAUGUUUACAGACAGCAAAGUAUAUAAUAGGUAAAAAGCUUUGUGAUGUAUACACCUUACUUUAAAUUUAGAUAAUAGCUUGUCUUUGUUUACACCCAAAGAAUAUAAUGUCAAUUAGAUAGGACAUGCAUUGAAUAAAAUACAAAAUUUGCUAAAGAAGUUUGACUCCAGCAAAUUCCAUAUCUUGAGUACCCUAAGAGAUGAUCAUGUGCUACUUUUUUGAGUUUUAAUUUUCAAAAGGUAUCCAUUAAAUUUCCAUAAAUAGUAAUACGCUGACCUUAAUGGAUGUAAGUAAUACAAAUGGUAAAUAAUGAUCCCAUGUUAUGUCAAUACUAAUGCAUUCUUAAAAUUUGAUUAAUAAAACAAAUAGAACACAUUCCGUAGUUUGUAUAAAAAUGCUGAAUUAUUUGCAUAAUAUGACUUGUAUUAAAUCAAAGUAAAUCGUAAUCAUAUAAACUUAAAAACUUUGUACGUUUUAUAUGCCUUCAUUGAAAUGUGGUUGUAUAUUGUUGUUACCUCUGUCUAUCGAUCUGCCCUCCGAAAAUUCCUUGUGAACACUCCAGAGGCUAAAGUUUUUAUCAGUUGACCUUAAAUUUAAAAUUUAUUCUUGAAAAUUAUAUGUAAUGUUCAUGAGAAGAAGCCUAUUUAGUUUCAACUGUUUUUGUUAAUUAUUUGAAGAGUUUUUGCCUUUGAUUAAGCUGAAAAAUCUUUUGGACACUAAUAGAGUAGAGGCUAAAGUUAUCAUCAUAUGGCAAGAACCUUUGUGAACUGCUCGGAGGACUUGGCUUCUAUCAGAAUAUGUAUCAUUGCCUGGCAACUUACCUUUAAAGUCACUGUCUCCAUUUACUUACACAGGACACAGUAAAACAGUGACUUUAAAGGCUUUGACUUAAACCGGAUGUAGUGGUAGAUUGAUGUUUUUAAAAAGGUUCACCCAAGAGGUUAACAGUCUUGGGCUACCAGAUAUAUCAGCAUAAUGGUGGUACACUUUUGUAUUCUUCAGUUCAAGUUUAAAAUUCAUUAUAAAUUAAGCGUGACCCAUACUGUAAAAAGAACAAAGUAAUUGAUAGUAUUGCGUCCUUUUAAAGAUUGUUUUUUUUUUAAAUAACAUGUAAAUAUUUGUUAAUACAUCACAUUUUAUUACAGCAUUUCCAAAAUUUCAAGACUACUAUUGAAAAGAUUCCAAAUACUUGAAAAUACUGAAUAAUUUUAUGACAUCAUUUUUUUGUAUCUUUUGUUGUUUAAUUAAUGUUAUAGAUGAAAAAUGAAUCUAAUAUUUAUUGUAGUUGUUUGAAAACUAAGUUUUAUUGUUUCAUCUUUUGUAAAUUUAGUUUUUUGUUUUAAUCGGCUAAAUAUAUCAGUGAAUAUUAAAUAAGUUAUAUUAGUCAAACUGAAAUAGACAUAAUUUGUCUACUUUUAAAAAUAGUUAUACAUGUCUAUCAAAUUAAUUUACUGUUUACUUUUUUUAAAUGUAGAUAUGGUUAUUACUCAUCUAACUGUUGUUAAUGUACUUGUUUGUAUAUAGUUGUUAAUUUUUGACUAAUAUAUAAUGAGUGAUUUAUUAUAUAUGAUAGAUGUAUUAUUUUUCAUAAUAAAAUAACUAUUUGAAAAUCA